AUGUCUCCGAUGCCUCCGGGAUUUGGUUCUACGGGGGACCAAAAUCCGCCGGUCCCUCCAGGGCCUGGAUGUACAGGACGCCAAAUGUCUCCGAUGCCUCCGGGAUUUGGUUCUACGGGAGACCAAAAUACGCCGGUCCCUCCAGGGCUUGGAUGUACAGGACGCCAAAUGUCUCCGAUGCCUCCGGGAUUUGGUUCUACGGGGGACCAAAAUCCGCCGGUCCCUCCAGGGCCUGGAUGUACAGGACGCCAAAUGUCUCCGAUGCCUCCGGAAUUUGGUUCUACGGGGGACCAAAAUCCGCCGGUCCCUCCAGGGCCUGGAUGUACAGGACGCCAAAUGUCUCCGAUGCCUCCGGGAUUUGGUUCUACGGGAGACCAAAAUCCGCCGGUCCCUCCAGGGCCUGGAUGUACAGGACGCCAAAUGUCUCCGAUGCCUCCGGGAUUUGGUUCUACGGGGGACCAAAAUCCGCCGGUCCCUCCAGGGCCUGGGUGUACAGGACGCCAAAUGUCUCCGAUGCCUCCGGGAUUUGGUUCUACGGGAGACCAAAAUCCGCCGGUCCCUCCAGAGCCUGGAUGUACAGGACGCCAAAUGUCUCCGAUGCCUCCGGGAUUUGGUUCUACGGGGGACCAAAAUCCGCCGGUCCCUCCAGGGCCUGGAUGUACAGGACGCCAAAUGUCUCCGAUGCCUCCGGGAUUUGGUUCUACGGGAGACCAAAAUCCGCCGGUCCCUCCAGGGCCUGGAUGUACAGAACGCCAAAUGUCUCCGAUGCCUCCGGGAUUUGGUUCUACGGGGGACCAAAAUCCGCCGGUCCCUCCAGGGCCUGGAUGUACAGGACGCCAAAUGUCUCCGAUGCCUCCGGGAUUUGGUUCUAUGGGAGACCAAAAUCCGCCGGUCCCUCCAGGGCCUGGAUGUACAGGACGCCAAAUGUCUCCGAUGCCUCCGGGAUUUGGUUCUACGGGGGACCAAAAUCCGCCGGUCCCUCCAGGGCUUGGAUGUACAGGACGCCAAAUGGCUCCGGUGCCUUCUGGAUUUGGUUCUACAGAAGGCCAAAAUCCACUGGUCCCUCCAGGGCUUGGAUGUACAGCACGCCAAAUACCUCUGGUGCCUCCUGGAUUUGGUUCUACAGGAGACCAAAAUCCACCGGUCCCUCCAGGGCUUGGAUAUACAGGACGCCAAAUGCCACCGGUGCUUCCAGGAUUUUGUUCUAUAGGACACCUAAGUUCACCGGUUCCUACAGGGGUUGGUAGUACAGGACGCCAAAUGCCACUGGUCCCUCCAAGGCUUGGUUCUCCAGGAGACCGAAAUCCAAAAGUCCCUCCAGGACUUGAUCCGUAUCGUAUAAGUCUUGCUGUAGAUCUGCGUAUCCAUGGUGGUGGUGAUUCAGCGAAGAGAAAUGGAAAACACCACAUCUUGUCACGAUACGAGUUCUCAGUCGAACAGUCCAAUAGUGGAAAACCUCUCAUCCUCUACAACAAAUAUAGAGAGAGCCAUUGCUUAAAAAUGGGGAAAGAGUCUGGCGAUGUCUGGGUGAAAAAUGUGGAGCGACGGCGAGGACCAAUGCCAACAAUCAACAACAUCAAACAUCACGGGCCCCGCCCGAUCACCAUAAGGACCUUAUCCUUGUCGCCUCCACCCACCCGGUCUACGGCGUCUUCCGCGGCAACCGUUUGCGCCUCGACCCCUGAUUCCUAG
This is a messenger RNA of Homalodisca vitripennis (glassy-winged sharpshooter), 1692 nucleotides long. Its product is annotated as basic proline-rich protein-like. Lineage: Eukaryota; Metazoa; Arthropoda; Insecta; Hemiptera; Cicadellidae. The record is from RefSeq and is a predicted model, not a curated record. The transcript is spliced from 2 exons. Bases 1 to 1692 code for a protein of 563 amino acids.